Molecule: messenger RNA, 2285 nt
Organism: Plectropomus leopardus (leopard coralgrouper)
Lineage: Eukaryota; Metazoa; Chordata; Actinopteri; Perciformes; Serranidae
Gene: pycr1b
Product: pyrroline-5-carboxylate reductase 1b
Biological process (GO): L-proline biosynthetic process
Molecular function (GO): pyrroline-5-carboxylate reductase activity
Source: RefSeq, a predicted model, not a curated record
AUGGGGGUUGAGUAAAGAGGAAGCCACGUUGACACAAAAGUAGUAUUUUCUCAUUUUUUCUGACGCCGGAAAAGAGCAAUAACGUCGUCAGUUUACACCUGCCAACUCUGUAACCUCAGCUGGAACAUUUAGAGACAGGUCAAAGGCGCCACAUCAUCUGACAGGAUGAGUGUUGGAUUCAUUGGAGCGGGCCAGCUGGCUCAUGCACUGGUAAAAGGGUUCACGGCUGCAGGUGUGAUUGCUACACACAGGAUUACAGCCAGCUCCCCAGACUCGGAUCUGCCCACCGUGUCGGGACUGAGGAAAAUGGGGGUGAACCUGACGACCAGCAACAAAGAGACCGUCAGUAAGAGCGAUGUGCUCUUCCUGGCUGUGAAACCCCACAUCAUCCCCUUCGUUCUGGAUGAGAUUGGGCCAGACAUUGAGGAUCGUCAUCUCAUAGUCUCCUGUGCGGCGGGCGUCACCAUCAGCUCCAUAGAGAAGAAGCUGCUUCAGUACCGUUCAGCUCCUAAAGUCAUGAGGUGUAUGACUAACACUCCAGUCGUGGUGAGAGAGGGAGCUACAGUGUACGCCACAGGGACGCAUGCAGAGGUGGAGGACGGCAAGUUACUGGAGCAGCUGAUGGCCAGUGUGGGUUUCUGCACGGAAGUGGAGGAGGACCUCAUUGAUGCUGUCACCGGGCUGAGUGGCAGUGGACCAGCCUACGCGUUCACAGCCCUGGACGCUCUUGCAGACGGAGGAGUGAAGAUGGGUCUGCCCAGAAGACUUGCUGUCAGACUUGGAGCUCAGGCCCUUUUGGGAGCAGCUAAGAUGCUGCUGGACUCGGAGCAGCACCCCGGCCAGCUGAAGGACAACGUGUGUUCACCAGGAGGCGCCACCAUCCACGCCCUGCACGUCAUGGAGAGCGGCGGUUUCCGCAGCCUCCUGAUCAAUGCAGUGGAGGCAUCAUGCAUCAGGACAAGGGAGCUGCAGUAUCUGGCAGACCAGGAGCGCAUCUCCCCAGCAGCCAUUAAGAAAACAACGCUGGACAAGGUGCUCCAGCAGCCCGGAGUCACAGUCAGCGGAGUGGCUAAUGGGAACGGCAGAUCGGGGCUUAGCCUGUUCAACAAUCGUGGCCCUGGGGUCAAGAAGAAGAACUGAGUACACCGAGGCAGGCACACACGCACGCACACACUAACACACACACACACACACACACACACACAGACAACACAGGUUUAAGUAUACCAACUUGUACACACGUUGUCACACUUGCAUAAUAUACACCUGGACUGAUCUGAAAUCAGAUUCAUUUUACCGAACAUAAAUGCCAAAUUAUUUAUUCAUACUUAGGUUAAACACGGACAGUGGACCUGCUGGUGUCACCGCAUUACACACAAGCACAGGUGCAUUCUGGGUGCCCACAGUUAUAGCCUUAUGUUGUGAUGGAGGAUAACUGUCUACACAUACACAAAUCCAGAUACACACUGAAGAGCAAAAGUGCAUUUACAAUCUGUUGUCUGUCUGUUGGGCUCUAGACUCUCUAGGGCUGUUAAACGGUAAUGACCCAGCGGGCCGUCAUGGGAUCCUGGUACACACCAGGCAGCAGAUGGCUGCUGGGAUACCAUCAAGCUCUUAAUGUUUGUCUUUUAUGUCUUUCUUUUAAAACAAAAAUGAAGCCACAGUGUAAAUCAUCCUGUACUAUUCUCCUGUUUGUGCUACUAAUUGUGUUUUGUUUGGCCAACAGUAUUACACUGUUAACAAAGACUGAAUAUGGAAUGAACAAAACAUUGAGUAACUUUUAUUUUUGGUUGUUUUCAUCGUCGUAUAUGGACACUACGGUCGUCACUGAUGAAUUACCUUCCUCACAGUGUCACAAUGGGUCUUUUUCUAGCACAUUAAGAACAUUGUGCCUUUGAGCCUGGGACUCACAAAAUAUUUUUUCUUUCAUUGAAAGGUCAUUCCAAGCUUUAAAAAAACAUUUCCUGUUUGUUAAGGGCGUCAUGGGUCUCAAACCCCAAAUCUUGAGCUGUUAUGGUGAGCCUCCAUGUUUUAUUAUAUAGGGGAACCUUUUACAUUUUCUGUCUGUCAUUUCCUGAAAGUCCUACAAGAAGUUCAUCUACAGAGAGAAGCAAGAUUAUAUGAAGAUUUAUUCAUAUAGAGUAGUCCGUCCUUAUUGUGUUUCUUUUGUACUGUUUGUUACCUUUUUAUCCCCAUAAUGUUACAUGUUAUGUAUUAUUUUGUUUGGCAUAUUGACUACUCAGCUGGUGCCAGUCAAAAGUCAAUAUUAAAGCAGCAGAAUCAAA